Molecule: messenger RNA, 15849 nt
Organism: Pelobates cultripes (western spadefoot toad)
Lineage: Eukaryota; Metazoa; Chordata; Amphibia; Anura; Pelobatidae
Source: the annotation of a GenBank genome assembly
AUGUGUGGUAUCCUGAAGGAUGUGCAAGCGUCCGAUCAGAGUGUGUCCCUCAGGCUGUAUCACCUGUUGGUAGCGUGCGUCGGGACGAUCUUGGUAUAAACUUCAUCGCUGUGGAGGGGUCCAACCAGGACUUAGUGGCAGUGUAGCAGUCAGGCCCAGACAGGUCAAGUGGGAGUCCAGUUCCUGUGAGCUCUUCGCCCGGUAGGUAGAGGCCUUGGAAGGUAAAGGUGAUGAGACGUGGCACUCCCCAGCGCUAGGGGAUAUUUUUGGAGCGUAGGUGUUGUAGGCUUGUUUGGAGCGACUUUUGCCAGCUGAGUGUGCUCCUCUUGAGAUUAGAAAACAAUGAGUUGUGAGAGUCCUCGAAUGGAGGGGUCCAACCAGGACUUAGGCAGUGGUUUCCGGCAGUGUAGCAGUCAGGCCCAGACAGGUCAAGUGGGAGUCCAGUUCCUGUGAGCUCUUCGCCCGGUAGGUAGAUGAGACGUGGCACUCCCCAGCGCUAGGGGAUAUUUUUGGAGCGCAGGUGUUGUAGGCUAGUUUGGAGCGACUUUCGUCAGCUGAGUGUGCUCCUCUUGAGAUUAGGAAACAAUGAGUUGUGAGAGUCCUCGAAUGGUAGAGGGGUUUGCCCUCAGGCCGCUGUUAGCAGGGUGGUCUUGUCCUGGAGGGAUUGGAAUCGCACAAUGAGGUCUGCUGUCGUGGUUGGGGGUGCAUUUGCCCGACUUGGGCAGGCGGAACAUUCCGUCUAUUUUCACAGCUUUUGGUUGUAGCAGUGUCUCUAGUAAGCAACGUAUGUAAUGUGGGAGAUCAGCCUGUCCCAUGGCAUCAGGCACCAUUCUGAUCUUCAAAUUGUUUUCGUCUGUGGUCCUCCAUGGCCUCUACCUUUUCGGCUUUACCAAGUUGUUUGUGGAGAUCUGAGACUCUGCUCCAGUGUGGUUAUGCGGGUGUCUCGUGAGCUCGCAGUGGCCUCUAGGAGGGUAAGCCUUGUGGUGGCCUCCUCAGUAGCCUCUUUAAAGUAUGCCCUGCCUGAGUUCUGCAAACAUCUUUACCGUUCGCAGUGACUGGGUCCCCAGAUGGUGGUGGUUGGGCCUUGUGCACUUUGGGCAGGGUCACCGAGGCACCUGGUCUCAGGUCUGAGUAGGCAUCUGAGGAGUCGGAGAAACCCUCCUUCCCAUGCGGCCUUCUGCGAGUUCCGCAGUAAUUCGCCGAUGUCGCUGCUGUUAGAGGCUUUGUCUGGCCUUGUUUUUUUUUUUUUUUUUCUGCCCAUCACCUCACUGAUCGGUAUUUAAGGUAAGGAGGUGGUAGGUGAACUGAUUCCGCCGUUAAAUCUGUUAUUUAGCUUGUUUUGCCACUGAGCUCUUCAAGACCUGUCUGCUUUGGUCUGCAGCCGGCUCCUCCCGCCCCCCAGGUGGGUGUCUAUUACAGCUCUCCCCUGCAGUAACCAUUAAAGCCUUUUCUCCCAUCUCUCACUUACUCCACCAGGGUCAAGGUAAGAGAUUGUAUUUUGUUUUCUUUUUGGAGUAUUCUACUCCAUUGCUGAUAGUGGGUACACUCUGCUCCAAGUAAAUCUUUUUAAUUAUGUUGCUGUUGCUUGAUUUGUUACUGAUCUGUGACCUUGUUUGCUCCCCUAAAUCAAUGUGUGUUAAAAACUUUUAACCUCCAGAGAGUCAUUCAAGCCCUUCAUAUGUCCUGAUUUCAUAGCUCUAAGGAAGCAUGUAAACACAAGUAGAUUUAUUGAUCGCACAGCUAAUCUUUUUGAUUUAUCUUGGGUUUGUCUGGCCAUGGUGUAAUGUAAAAGUUGGUAGAAGAUUUAAAAGGGGAAAAAAAUAAAAAAUAAAGAAAUAAGCAAGUAAAAAAAAUGCAUUUUAGAGCAGCUCUGUCAGUGAGGAAUUAAAUGCACUGCGAUUUCAUUACUAAUAUGUCAGUCCCGUCCGCGGAUCUCUUUGACUUAUUUGAAACACUUAUGCAUUUAAAUAACUUAUUUAGUAGCAAUUGGUGCAGGGGAGGAAUGAAGGCAAUAAAACAUUUAGAGAUGUCAAACCCCUUGCUGAGUCUGAUUUCACUUUCUGUGGUUCAUUUGUAGGUGUCUUUUAUAGCCACUAUAUAAAUCUUCAUGUACCUUCUUACAGACAAUGAUUUCCAUAACACAAUGUGCAUUAUCACAUGGAGUUGGUGAUGCAGUUUUUUUGCCCUGGGGAAUGGUGUUUUUUUUUUUUUUUUUAAUUUAUUUAUUCAUUUUUGCAUUUUGUAGGUUUUGAGAUUUUUAGAAAUUCUUUCUCUUUUUUUCCUGUUAUGUGGCAUUUUUGCAUCCUUGUGCUUACAAAAGCCCAACUAAAGUCUCUGAAAAGGCACAGUGCUUACGUUAAAAAGCCUGCAGGGACAGGCACUAGACACCAUAACUACAUUAAGCUCUAGUUAUUCUGGUGACUAUAGUGUCCCUUGUAAAUGCAGUUAUAAGAACACUUACUAAAAUGCUUGUAUUUAGUUUUCAAAGUAGGGUUGGCAAUUGGUGACCUGAAUAUUAGUUUGACCACUGCAUUAUGCAGAUUAAUGUGUGGGUUUUUUAACUGAUUCACAGCUGCGGGCUCUAGUAGUCUAAACUGGUGUUCAACGUUAUGGCCACCUACAACUAAUAUUUGUAAAUAGCAUGGAUAAAGGUUUAUAUAAUACAAAUGCAGCACAGACAUGCCAUUUUUACAUUGUUGAACAGUAUUAUGAGGUCAAACAUUUAAAUGCCUCCUUGAUAUCCCAAAUAGGGUUAUUCUAGCAUUGGUUAAAUCACGUUUAACAGGUACCAGAUCAUUCUCUCAAGAACACUGCUCUUUCUCUUAGGUUAUGCAUUACCUGGGACAGUAUAUAAUGGUGAAACAGCUCUACGACAAGCAACAGCAGCAUAUUGUCCACUGUGGCACUGAUGAACUUGGGGAGUUGCUGGGCAUUACAACCUUCUCUGUUAAGGACCCAAGGUAAUUUCUUUUUCUCUGCAAGUGUCUUAUUUUUCAAUACUGUCGAAUGACCCACUCUGUAACCAUAUCCCUUCGACACUUUUUCUUUCAUCGAUGCAAUCCUUGGUAGCCCAGUACAAAUAUAUUGUUAGCUUUUAUAACUUAAAUUUUUAGGUGUUCUUGCCUACUUUUGUGAGCUAGAUAUUACCUUUCUAAUUUAUUGGAUAUUUCUCCAGGUCACUUCUUUUUGUGUUAAGUUCUGUGUAUUGCUGACAACAAAUUAUAGUAAUAGAUAUUCCAAAUUCACUUUAUCUUAAAGGGACAGUCCGGGCACCAAUACAACAUUAAUGCAUUUGAUAGAUUUUUAACCUCAUUAAUAUGUUGUAUUUUCGCAUGCUUAAAUCUUUAUAGUUCUUGUAUUAAAAUAAAAUGUUUUGCAGAAUGCUACACAAUAAGUCUCCAUCUGUAGCCACACCCCCUCACUCAGGAAAAUUACACCCUUAUCAAAGGUAUGCACAGUGUGAGAAACUAAACCGGUAAUGAUAUCCUUACUAUAUGUCUCUUUGGGUGUCCUCUAAUUCAAGUUGCUUUGCAGUUCAGAGCGGUCAGUGGCUGAGCUGUGUGCAUGCUUUUGUUAAGGAAGAUAUUUUUUGAGUGAGAGGGUGUGGUUAAAGAGGUAGGCUUAAUGUGCAGCAUUCUGCAAAAACUUUUUGUGUGCAAAAACUAUAAAGAUUUGAGCAUGCAAACAAAAAUUGCAUAUGAAUUGGGCCUAAAUUUAUCAAAUGUGUUAAAUUUGUAUUGGUGAAAUGACGGUUAUGCCCCGAGAUUCAUCGGAUAAAUUUGCUCCACACCCUAUACAGUUUUACCUAUAAACAUUAGGCAUAAUCUUCUCCUUUUCUUCAUAAUCAAACCAUGGAAGAUAACAAGAAUCAAAUUUAACCUACAAGGCAACACUUUAGAGUCCUCACAUGUCUAAUCCCCUCUUCCACGAUGGCAUAGUGAAACUAGCUGUUUAAAACCUCACACUCCGGCUCUCUGGCCCGCAUUGGAAACAGCAUAGACUUUUCCACUCAAAUAUAUUGACCCUUGCACAAAUACGGGCCAAUUUUUCAGCAUUUCCACAUACCUACAGAUUCAAAGUUGUACUACCUCGAUUCUACCACACUUUACUGGUAUUGAUUAGGCUCACUCCCUGGAUUUGGAAUCCAUCCCAAGUUCAAUGGUCUGCUUGUUUUUUUUUUUUUUGUUUUUUUUAAUGCCCAUACUCGCAUGGUUUUAGACCGUUCCCCCUUUUGCAUCUCCCUAAUCGGAUCCCCACUUUCAGAUAUACAUAAUGUCUUUUUGUUUUAUUAAAAUGAAAUCUGUCAUCUACUAUACACUCUGCAUAAUUUCCAGUAAUUAAUAUUUGGAGAAUAGUUGUAUUGGUGGUUGGAGUGUCCCUUUUAAGUAUCCCUAUUGCUGUAAUUUAGUUACUUCUCAGUAACUGUUACAGUUAACACAGGUGGAUGGUAAUUAUUUUAAGAUCUGCCAGCCAUAUGUACUCUUCUUAUCCAAAAUGAAAACCAUAUAAAGGUAAUAGCGAGAUAUUGAGAGACUAUACACUAGCCAGAAUUUCUGCAGUGCUUUGUUCACUCUUCAUAAGCCAAUGUUUUGGUCUUUUAAAAUAUGUCUUUAUUUUUUUUACAGUCCCCUAUAUGAAAUGCUGAAGAAGAACCUCUAUCGAAUCUCUUAUUCAGGUAGAUACUCACAUUUGCUUUGCUUUACUUACUGUCAAUGAAGGAGCUCAAAUUAGGUUGUAAUUUCCUUCCUCCCUUCAUGCUAAUCUGCAUUUUCACCAUUAGUUAUUGGAUCACACCAGUAUUCCCUAACAAGUACAUUUGGGUUGUGUUUAAAUGGUUUAGUUGUUCAUUUUGGCAAGUAGGCAAGUUGGAGAUUCCCAGAAAGUCUUGUUCAAAGGACUACUGUCCUCAAAUGUUCACUUCUCAUUUUUGAAAACUUUAAUACAUUUAAAAGAACACUCUGAGCACCAUAAAAGCUAAACUUUAAAUGAAAAUUUUUAUGGCACCAGGAAGUUCCUGGCGCUGGCUCACCAUUAGAAGUUAAACCAUAAAGUCUGCGUUCCAGUGACUGAUCACUCUGCCCCUUCACUGCCCUGUCCUUUCACUAUCUAAAAUCCUGCUGUAGGCCAAUCAGUGAAGCCCUUUCCAUUAGCUAGGAUUUCAGGUAGCGGAAGGAUAGAGGGAGCAAAGUGAUUUAUAAACAGUUUUGCACCCUAAAGGUGAGCUAGCAUCAGCGACCUCCUGGCACCAUAACUUAAUUGUUGGAGUAAAUGGUGUAUAUUGAUUUGUUUUGAGAAAAAAAUAACUUAUCAGCUGCUUUGUGUGAGCCUGCAAAAGCAGGCAACUUAGGUUGAGCAGCAGCUUGUCAGAUAUUAGUUUCUGACCCAACAUGGCUGGUCAGCCAAAUAGUGAAAUUUUCUCAAACAAAUCAAUAUAAAUCAUUUAUAAAAAAAUAAGUUUCAAUAAAGCAGACUUGUUUAAAUAACAUUGAAAUAAAAAACACAUAGGUAAUCCUGUAAAGCCUUUGUCAGUUAUAUCAGAACACAUAACUUUCUUAGUGAUAAAGCACAUUCAACCCUUUCUUUGCCCCGGUAAAACUUUGGAAUAUAAGAACCUAUAUUACUGGGGAAGGGGUUUUUUGUUUUUCUUUUCCCAUUCACCUCACAGAUGCUGAACAGAGUCCCUCAAGAGACCACGUGCAGGAAGCUGGCAAAUUGGAUCAGGAGAAGGUAAAACCCGGUAUUUGUUGACCUUGUACAGAGUUUCCCUUCUCUGUACCUGCCGGCGUUGGAUCUCCAGAUCAGUUUUCAAACCGUUCAGGUUCCACUGGAGUCCACGGAGCAGGGACAGAGUCACCCUUCUCUGUUCCCAAAAUACUCUCACAGCUCUACACUCAAGGCUGUAAGAGUGAUGCAGCAGUUGUACCGGCCGCCUGACUCCAAGAUAUUUGCUAAAUUCAUCAUAUAUAAAGAUUAACCAUAAUGGGAUUUGGAAUGAAUUUAAACGGGAGGCUUGCCAUAUGUCCUUAAAACUUUCUUGACAUUUCAGUAAGAAAAUCUUUGGGAUUAAAAUAAAAAUGAACUUUUAAAUAAAUAUUAUGUUUCUUAUCACCAUGAAGGAUUGUAAUUCUGUGUUGGUUGAUAAUACAAAGUUUGAGAUCAUUUCUCCAAUAAAACAUCCUGUUUUUUACUUUACAAUUUAUCAAAGUGGUUUAACUUUGCUUAUAGUGCAGGUGGCCGGUAAUUAAUUGCUGCAUCUCCUUCUACAAAACCGCAGCAUAAUGGUACUAAUUCAUAUUCUCUCCACAUUGUUCAUUCUUAGAGUUUCGACGAAGGAAUAUUCAUCUCAGAAAGUCAAGAUGCUUGUGACAGUACAACUGGAGUUGCUUACUCAUCUCUUAAGCGUCCUGUGAUAGAAGGUGAAUUCACAGUGCUGUUUGUUACACGUUUGACUUUCCUUGUUUUCGUAGUUUUGAAACCAUGUUAGAGAAAAUAAAGACGGACCUCAUCACUUUUUUUAUUAAAGGAUCACGAAUAGGGUCCGGAACACAAACAUGUAUUCCUGAUCCUAUAGUGUUAAAACCACCAUCUAGCCCCCCUGGUCCCCUCGUGUAAAACCUUACUGUAUUCAAGCCUGAAGCUGUAACUCUGCAUGCUAUUUGUCCCAGAAGAACAAGCAGUCUGCUGACUUCAUCAGAUGUGGUAGUCUGAUCCAAUCACAAUGCUUCCCCAUAGGAUUGGCUGAGACUGACAAGGAGGCAGAUCAGGGGCAGAGCCAGCAUGAUUCAAACACAGCCAUGGCCAAUCAGCAUCUCCUCAUUUAGAUGAAUUGAAUCAGUGAAUCUCUGAGGAAAGUUCAGUGUCUGCAUGCAGAGGGAGGAGACACAAUGUUUGGAUGCAUUUUAGGCAGCCAUGAUCCAGGAAGGAUCUCUAACAGCCAUCUGAGGAGUGGCCAGUGAAGUUAUCACUAGGCUGUAAUGUAAACACUGCAUUUUCUCUGAAAAGACCGUGUUUACAGCAAAAAGCCGGAAGGUAAUGAUUAUAAUCACCAGAACAAAUUAAAUAAGCUGUAGUUGUUCUGGUGACUAUAGUGUCCCUUGAAACACAUUAUGCAAGCACAGGAUUCACAUGCAUACACUCCAUAUCAGUAUGCAUAAGCAUUUGCAUAUUAUAUAGCGCCAUCAGUUAACAUAGCGACCUACACACAGACACUUUUAUACACAAUUACAUGAACUUUUAAUUCUGUUGCUUCUACAUUUUGUGUUUCUCUCUAGCUCUUGCUCUCCUCUUCCUUCUUCCCUCCCUCCCCCCACUCCCCUAUGCAAUAAGGCAAGACUAAAGGUUACUUAUCACUGCAAAGCUAUGUGAUCUUUAUCACUUGCCUAGCAUUUACCUAUUUCUUAGCAUUUUGGUACCUGCUGUACUAACUAUUCCUUGUGUACUGCAUAUUUACUGCUAAGGAAAUCAAGGAAAAUACUAUGUAAAUAUGUUUUAGGUGGCACAAUGGUUGGAUAAAAUCAAAAGGCUUAAAAUUUAAUCAUAGCAGUUUGGAGUCAAAUAUAUUUUAAAAUCGUAGUUAACUUUUUUAAGUCUCCCUGAACAACCAUAUGUAUCUGAAGGAACUUGUCAUAUUUCUCCUACAAAUGUAUCAUGCUGUCUAGGAGCCAUUGCAGGUUGUUCAGGAUUUGAAGUCAGCACUGCAUGGUUCCUGAAUUGUUUGUCUGACAAACCAAUGUCUACAAUGUUUACAGAGUUUUAACUGCCCGUGCUUUGAUGUAUUGUUUAAUGCCAUUCCUUUUGGUCACAGAUGUCAUCCAAGCAGCCACUGCUACAGUAUGGAUUGCACUGGGACACAAGUGGUGUGAGUUGAAGGGCUGAAUUUCCAGUCACUAGUGUCUAGUGGGAGAGGGGUAAUUUUGAUCCCUGAAUCAUGUGUUCAAGAUUGAACUACAUCAAUAUUCAUAGGGACACUACUUAAAGUGGUUUGUCUGGAGACCAUUUUUAUGGCGAAACUCUAAAUCACUUGCUUUUUCCACUGGUAAAUGGGCACAAAUACCAUGAGGCUGUCAUCUUAUUAGUAAAUAAACUGUGUGCUAAAAUAGAAUGUAAGCAUUUGUGAUCUAAACAAUUUUCCACUCAACUAGAUCCACACUUUCUCAAAGCUUUUAACCCCUUAAGGACACAUGACAGAAAUAUUCCGUCAUGACUCCCUUUAAUUCCAGAAGUUGUGUCCUUAAUGGGUUAAUUAAUGGGACACUAUAGUCACCAACACUACAGCUUAUUGUAGUUGUUCCACUGAAUAUAGCAUGUCCCUGCAAGCUUUUUGCUGUAAAUACUGUCUUUUAAGAGAAAAGGCAUUGUUUACAUUACACACAGAUAACGAGAAGGGCUGCGCCAAAAGGAUAGAAAUAUGAAUGAACUCAAACAAUAAAUAUAAAAUUUCGUAUUCUAGUAAAUGAGUCUUUGUUAUGAAUAAAGUCUAUUUAGUUACUUGGAAGUGUAGAGUCCUCAAUGUUCUAAGUGUUUCAGCCGUUCGGUAUAUAUAAAAGACAAAAGCGAGGGUAGCCAAUGGUGCAGUAUGUACAAACCAAUAGGAUUAAAAUGAAGAAAUAUAUACAGUCAACUCACAUUUUAAAAAGCUAUAGCCAGCUCACGGUGUGGAAGGUGUACAGCAGUAUAAUCCCUGAUUUAGAGGAAAUGUGGUCAACAUCCUCCAGAGGGAUGGUGUCCAACACUCAGGAGAAAAGUGUAUAUAUAUAAAAAACCAAAAAAAAAAACGGAUAGUGCUUUCAGUAAUAUAAAAUAAUGCAAAUGGACAUAAAUAAAAAUUAGAACCUAGCUAGAAGGAUUUUAUAUAGGUGUAUGGACAUUUAAGAUUGGCUACAAACCUGUGACGUCAUUUUGAUGCCAAUCAGGUAAAGACAUAUUUUACAUAUUUACAAAUGUGUUUACAGACUUUCAAUGCAAUUUAUACGUGUAACUUGAUUUCUUAUAUAAAUUGGAAUAAAAACGAGUGUUUACUGCUUUAAUCUAAACCAUUAUAGCGAGUCACGUGAAACAGAUGAAAACAGAAAUGACAAAUGUACAUUUAUAGAAAAUUCUUAUAUGGUUAUCCAAACCCAAAUAAACAUAUUUUUAAAAAUACAGAAAUAAGAACAUUUAAAAAUGACAACAUUCAUGGAUUGUUUCUAUAUCCACAAACCUUUUGCAUUACAAGAAAUUAUUUAUUUAAAAAAACAUCUAUUCUAAAUUGUUUCAAAAAUACAAAAUACUAAAAUGCAAUUUGUAUACACCAUCUUAACAACAAACAGAUACCUACUAGCACCACCAUGCAUCAAAAAGUGGGAGGAAGACCUCGAGGAACCCAUGACAGAAGCGGACUGCGACAAAAGUAUCACUCUGAUACAAAAAACACCGAGCUCGGCACGCACACAAGAAAACUCGUACAAGAUACUCACCAGAUGGUACCUAACACCGACGCGCUCCACGCCAGGAACCCGGAAAUCCCAGACACAUGCUGGAGAUGCGAGGAGGAGACUGGUACGUUCACACACAUAUGGUGGACUUGCGCUCGCAUUAGACCAUUCUGGGAAAAAAUCCGGACGAUAAUACAUGAGGUUACAGAUGAGCUCCUGCCACACUCCCCAGCCGCUUUCCUUCUACACCAUACCACCAUGGCGACAUCAACAUACAAGAGAUCUGUCAUCUCUAGACUCCUAAACGAUGCGAAAGUGACCAUCCCCAUCUAUUGGAAACAAACUAGCACACCUCCCAUAAUGAAGUGGAUAGAGGAGGUGGAAGCCACAAGGACACUUGAAGACGUGAAAGCAGAAACCCUGAACCUCAGAGACCGACACACCAAACGCUGGUUCCACUGGACGAGGCUAACUGCGCCAGACUCCUUCAGACAACACCUAAACGCGCCGUAAGCAGAGACUGGAGGGAGAGAGAAAUACAACAAGACAAACCGAAGACGGCGAGACGCAACGAGCCGGGCAGGCGACGGGUGGCGGGCAGCAGACCACCCUGACACACACUCAGUCAACACCACGACACAAUGACAACUGAUGACACCGGAGACGAAUAGACCGCCUACAGACACAACACUCGCGAGCCACACACAUAGCCACCUAAGGGGCUACAAACACGAAUAAAGACAACUAACCAUAUAGCUAUUACACUAACGGACGCCAAACAUCACCAAGCAGGACCACAACCUAGCACUAACACCACACCCAACUCCUCGACACAUAAGACAACAACGAAACCAAAGCUAGCACAGUAAGUGCGAUAAUGGGUACACAACAACAACACACACAACUAAAGACUACAAAACAAGUCAAUACCCCCAAAUGCCUCUAUGAAGGCAACAUGAUCCCUCCCCCACACAUACAGCUGUCUACGCCUCUGCACAGACACCUAUCUGCUAAACCAGAAAUACAUACACCAUAGAUAAUCUACUGCAAAACCAAUAAACAUAUUCCAAAUAAAGUCGACACACACACUGAAAACCAGACAUCCAGGCAGGCAACCGCGCAAUAGGACCGAGGGAUACCCAACACUUAGAAUACACAAACCACCGAGGCCCCUUACAACAUACGCUAAAGCACCCUAACCCACUAAACUGAAUAGACACACCGAAUACAAGGAUAACUACAGAACAGAAAUGGUUACAUAUGACCAUGAAACACCAAGAUACACAAGGCAAUGGAUACAGAGACGCAAGAGCAGUAAUCAGGCACACGUACCAGAGCACGAUAGGACAAGGUUAAACAUCAGAUAAAAGCCUGAUGGAGGGGACACAAAUAGGAAGUUAACUGACCGAAUGCCAUUAACAGAGAAGCAGGAUACAACAGAGCCGCUAAGGCACCCCGGGUUUAGACACAACGCAACACAUCAGCAAAAAGACACGGAACCCGCAGGCACAGACAAUUUAAAAUGCCCAAAGCAGGAACACUCAAAACCACAUACGCCUGUGCAAACGCAAUAAAGACACACUACUAGCCGCAUAGCUAUACAAUACGAGCAAAUACAUAUGCAUAUAUAUGCUGUACCACAAACGCAACGACUAACCAGCCUCUGCGUAGGCGACGAGAGACAAACAAAUGUACCCCUUCUUUAAUGUUUGAACGACUGAUCAUAGUGAUAUCCCUAUCAUUCAUACCCAACAUAAAUAAGUCUUGCAUAUGCCUCCCUUACCUAACAUCACACAUAGACAAAUAGCCCCGACCUAGGCGGCAUGCACACACGAAAUAGAUACCCAGAUGGGGAGCAUAGUAUUUACGGUUUAUAACGUUAUGAUUAGGCCUCCUCUACCUAACGCAUUAUACGAAUACGAGGCUUUAACUAUUGCGGCAUGCACACACGCAAUAGACGAUGAGUCGCUGAGAAAGGCAUACCACUACCCACACUAAAACAAAUGUAUCUACGGGUUAUCACUCAGUGGCAGAACGACUACUUCUCGACCACAUUACCUCAUUAGGCCUUAGAUUAACGUAAAGCACUAUCGACUUCCCAAAGUCAUCAUAUGGCUAUUAAGAUACGCUGACACACACGGAAAUACAGAAACUAAAUGUGAUAAACCUGGAUGAUCUGAAACGCAUGCCUUCAAGUGGACAACUAUCUGCUUUUAUGUACACAAACCGUUAAACACGCUUCUGCGCAUGCGAAUAUAUGCAUGUAUACACUUGUUCAGACCUGCAAAUCUCUGCGUAGGUGAUUGUUCGCAUUAACAGAAAACUGUUUGAUACCUGCAUUGUUGUUGUAAUGACAAUAAACAUAUUUAAUACAAAAAUGCAAUCUGCUCAGGAGAAUAAAAAGGAAACGUUCUAAAAUAUAUAAACAUUAUAAAAAAUUCUAAAAAAAAAUGUAAAAUCAAAUUCUAUAUUGAGUCCCUUUGGCUCCAAAGUGUCUAGUUUGUAUACCCAUUUCAUUUUUUCUUUUCCUAUAUUGUUUAUAUGAUUACCACCUCACCAAGAUUUAUUAACUAUUUUCAUCCCUAAAAAAGUAAGACCAUUUGGAUCCGGAUUGUGAUAUUUUUUUUAAAUGCGCUGAAACGCUGUGUUUCUCGUAACUCUUGCGGAUGUUGUUUAUAUGUUCAUAAAGCCUCUUGUGUAACGGACGAAUAGUACGACCCACAUAUUGUAGGCCGCAUGGACAAAUUAAAAGAUAAAUAACGUUCUUACUAAAACAAGUAAUAAAAUCCUUUAUAUAAAAGAUCUCAUCUUUAUUUUUUGUCCUAAAUUCCAAAAGGGUAUUAGUAAAUUUAGGACAAAAUAUAAAGAUGAGCAUAACCUUCAUCACUAUGUAUUUUACUUAGGACGUUUGCGACUUUAUUAUUUAGAAUCUGGGUUAGGGGAUCUCCUUAUCUAUUACUAUCUAGGACUUAUACACUCAGUUUACUUUAUCUCUAGUUAGCCGCUUAUCCCUACUCUGAGCUCUUCAGUUAUCCUAUUAUAGGUUCUUGAGAGAUAUGUAUCAUCCUGUCACUCGACUUCUGUCGACCUAGGGUACAUUGAUCUUACGGAGCACUUUUUCUCCUACUAUAGAUGCAUUCAGUACGCGGCAUCUAGACAACGCUAAUAAGUCUUUGGUUAAUCUAUAAUUUUUUUCCUAAGGGGUUAAGGUGUUAUAUUAUAGAGGCUUAUUUUUACCUCCUUGUGCCCGGCCGGGCCGAUCAACUACCCUUUUCCCUCUUUGCAAGGUACCCUGUCUAUGUCUAGCUCUGGGUAAUAGAGGGAGGAUUAUAAUACGGGUUUAAGGAUUUCCUAUCGGCUAGUAUACCGACUUUAUUACUAGUUCGAGUUCACACUGCCGCUCAUCCUCCCCAAAUACUCCUAUUUGCCCUGUCUGCAGUAUUGAUCUUGGAGCUCCCCCAACGAUAGGAAGUAAUUUGAAUAUAUCCUCUGGGGAUAUCCUUUUUAGGCAAUACUCGUAUGUGCAACUAUAUGCAUUUUGUUCUAUUAAGGGUUUCAUUAGUGUCUAUCACCCUAGUGGAUACAUUUUACUUCAUUGUGCUCACACCUCUACUUUAUAUGUGUUACAAAUGAGCUGUUAAGUUACUCUAUUCUAAUAGUAGCCACCCUAUAUACUGUGUGUUCGCUGCAUAUUUUGCAUAUUAGCAGAUGAUCCUAUUUUUAACACUACUGUACAUACUUUUCACAUUGGUUUAUUUCUUUCCCCAAGAGGGACUAAUAAAGAUUUAUAGUUUUUUAUUUAUUUAUUUAUUUUAGUUCUAUUUAUGCUCUAUGACUGGCAAUCUAUUGCAUUACAUUGGUGGAGCAGCCACAUUCAGGGUAUAGAGACUGAGUUUGAUUGCACUGUUCCAGUUAACCCAUCCCAGUCUCUUCUAUUUUUAUUAUUACUUUGGGUUAUGUCCUAAUACCCUUCAACCAACACAACUCCAGUGAAUGAUCGUUUUGGUCUUUCACUGUUGCUGUAUUCUCUCUAAAAGGGGAAACGAAUAUGAGAUCGACGCAUUACAUGCAAAGCAAGAAAAUUCAAGCCGUGAUUUGUCAUAAGUGUGAUGAUUAUGGCUUACAGUUUAUGAAAACCCCCAAAUCCACAGUCUCAGUAAAUUAGAAUAUUACAUGCAAUCAAUAAAACAAGGAGUGUACAUAGAACGAUAUCAGACCUCUGAAAAGUAUAAGCAUGCAUAUGGACUCAGUACUUGGUUUGGGCCCCUUUUGCAGCAAUUAUUGCCUCAAUGCAGCGUGGCAUGGAAGCUAUCAGCCUGUGGCACUGCUGUGUUAUGGAAGACCAGGAUGCUUCAAUAGCGGCCUUCAGCUCUUCUGCAUUGUUUGGUCUCAUGUCUCAUCUUUCUCUUGGCAAUGCUCCAUACAUUCUCUAUGGGUUUCAGGUCAGGCGAGUUUGCUGGCCAAUCAAGCACAGUAAUCCCACAGUCAUUGAACCAGGCUUUGGUGCUUUGGCAGUGUGGGUAGGUUCCUGCUGGAAAAUGAAGUCAGCAUCCCCGUACAGCUCGUUUGCGGAAGGAAGCAUGAAGUGCUCCAAAAUCUCCUGGUAGACGGCUGCGUUGACCCUGGACUUAAUGAAGCACAGUGGACCAACACCAGCAGAUGCCAUGGCUCCCCAAAUCAACACAGACUGUGGAAACUUCACACUGGACUUCAAGCAUCUUGCAGUGCGUGCCUCUCCCUUCUUCCUACAGACUCUGGGUCCUUGGUUUCCAUAUGAGAUGCAAAUGUUGCUCUCAUCAGAAAAGAGGACUUUGGACCACUGAGCAACAUACCAGGUCUGUUUUUCUUUGGCCCAGGGAAGACGCUUCUGACGUUGUUUUUGUUCAGGAGCGGCUUGACAAGUGGAAUACGACAUCUGAAGCCCAUGUCCAGGAUCCGUCUGUGUGUGGUGGCUUUUGAUGCACUGACUCCAGCCUCAGUCCACUCCUUGUGAAAGUCCCCAACACUUUUGAACGGCCUUUCCUGACAAUCCUCUCCAGGCUGCGGUCAUCCCUGCUGCUUGUGCACCCUUUUCUUCCACAUAACUUUCUAUUAAUGUGCUUUGAUACAGCACUUUGGGAGCAUCCAACUUCCUUUGCAAUUACCUUUUGAGACUUUCCCUCCUUAUGGAGGGUGUCAAUGAUGGUUUUCUGCACAACUGUCAGGUCAGCCGUCUUCCCCAUGAUUUGUGAUUCCUACUGAACCAGACUGAGAGACCAUUUAAAGGCUCAGAAACUCUUUGCAGGUGUUAUGGCUUACUCAUCUGAUUAGAGUGGGACACUGUGAGCCUAGAAUAUUGCACCUUUUCACAAUAUUCUAAUUUACUGAGAUUGUGGAUUUGGGGUUUUCAUGAUCUAUAAGACAUAAUCAUGGCACUUAUGACAAAUCAUGGCUUGAACUAUCUUGCUUUGCAUGUAAUGCGUCUAUCUCAAAUUAGUUUCCCCUUUUACAUUGCAUUACUGAAAUAAAUGAACUUCUGCACGAUAUUCUUAUUUUUAGAGUAUCACAUGUAUGUAUGUAUGUAUGUGUGUGUAUAUAUGUGUAUAUAUAUGAUACCGGCACUCAAGGAAUUUCGAAAGUUUAAUUUUCAAUGUGCAUCUGAAAUCGACAUUUCAGCUCCUCCAUCGGGAACGUCGUGCCCGUUAAUUUAGUUUGCUACUUCCUGGUUAGUCAUCUGACCACGAAGAUGGUCCUGAUAGGUUGAACCUCACGUCGACUAGACAACCAAGGACGCUCACGUCCCAUUGGAAGAGAUUCAAUAUUAUGAAUACAGAUUUCAGACAGACUUAAUCUGUCAGCCGGUAGCACAAAGACGGCACCUGAAACUUGUUCCCCGCAUGUUACCCGAUGGUUAGAUGGAGAUGUCCGAGCUUACAAAGUACUUCAUUAAUCCACAACUGUUUAAACACCCUAGAUUAGGCUAUUAUCCAGUAAUAUCCCCCAUGUGAAAGAUGCUGUAUAUAGCACCCUAAUUGUACAAUACAAAAAUCAAUAAAAAAAAAAUCAUGCAUAAUUAUAUUAGAAUCAAAUUAUAUUCAUUUUUAUUAAUAUAAUUAUGCAUGGUUUUUUUAUUGAUUUUUGUAUUGUACAAUUAGGGUGCUAUAUACAGCAUCUUUCACAUGGGGGAUAUUACUGGAUAAUAGCCUAAUCUAGGGUGUUUAAACAGUUGUGGAUUAAUGAAGUACUUUGUUUGUAAGCUCGGACAUCUCCAUCUAACCAUCGGGUAACAUGCAGGGAACAAGUUUCAGGUGCCAUCUUUGUGCUACCGGCUGACAGAUUAAGUCUGUCUGAAAUCGGUAUUCAUAAUAUUGAAUCUCCUCCAAUGGGACGUGAGCGUCCUUGGUUGUCUAGCCGACGUGAGGUUCAACCCAUCAGGACCAUCUUCGUGGUCAGAUGA